CUUCCAGAAACUAAAUGGUAUGAAACUGAUAAAGCAACAUUCCCUUCUGUCCCACGUACCCCUAAGACUCUGGACCCUGCCCCUCCCAAAGCUGAAGCUAAAGCAAAGGCUUUGAAGGCCAAGAAAGCAGUGCUGAAAGGCGUCCACAGUUAUAAAAAAAAGAUCUGCACGUCACCUACAUUCCGACGGCCCAAGACACUGCAUCUCUGAAGGCAGCCCAAAUAUCCUUGAAAGAGCGCCCCCAGAAGAAACAAGCUUGACCACUAUGCCAUCAUCAAGUUCCCCCUGACUACCAAGUCAGCCAUGAAGAAAAUAGAAGACAACAACACUCUUGUGUUCAUUGUGGAUGUCAAGGCCAACAAGCACCAGAUCAAACAGGCCGUGAAGAAGCUCUAUGACAUUGAUGUGGCCAAGGUCAACACUCUGAUCAGGCCCGAUGGAGAAAAGAAAGCAUAUGUUCAACUGGCUCCUGACUAUGAUGCUUUGGAUGUUGCCAACAAAAUUGGGAUCAUCUAAACUGAGUCCAGCUGGCUAAAUCUAAAUAUAAAUUUUUU
Molecule: messenger RNA, 554 nt
Organism: Panthera uncia (snow leopard)
Lineage: Eukaryota; Metazoa; Chordata; Mammalia; Carnivora; Felidae
Product: 60S ribosomal protein L23a-like
Exons: 1
Biological process (GO): translation; ribosomal large subunit assembly
Cellular component (GO): ribosome; cytosolic large ribosomal subunit
Molecular function (GO): structural constituent of ribosome
Source: RefSeq, a predicted model, not a curated record